AUGGCAGGCUGCUUAAGACAAAAUUUAUUGCUGAUGCUAACAAUCACUUCUGUAUUACUGGGUAUUCUAUUGGGCUUUAUUGGACGAAUAUUUAAUUUUACAGUUCAAUCUGUAGUACUGGUUAGCUUUCCGGGCGAAAUAUUAAUGCGUAUGCUGAAGCUAAUGAUUCUACCGCUUAUAAUCAGUUCACUCAUUUCAGGAUUAGCUCAAUUGGAUGCGAAACAAUCCGGUCGUUUGGGUUUUCUUGCAAUAUUUUAUUACGUUGCUACUACUGUUAUUGCUGUUAUAACGGGCAUAUUUCUGGUGUUAAUAAUACAUCCCGGUGAUCCAACAAUCAAACAUGAUAUCGGUGAAGAUAUAGAUGCAAAAACAGUCAGUACUCUCGAAACAUUUCUCGACUUAUUGAGGAAUACAUUCCCGGAAAAUAUUGUACAAGCAACAUUCCAACAGGUGCAAACCAAAUAUAUCGCGAUAAAACCAAAACUUAUUAAAAGAAACAGUUCUGAAAUUUUACAUGCAAUUGCAAACGGUUCUCUUAUUGUUAUGAAACCAACCGUUGAAUAUACUGCUGGUAUGAAUGUUCUUGGUGUAAUAGUAUUUUGCAUAUCUUUUGGAAUUAUAUUAAGUCAACUUGGUGAGCGAGCUCAUACAAUGGUUGAUUUCUUCUCCAUAAUGGAUCAAGUAAUUAUGAAACUUGUCAUGCUUAUCAUGUGGUAUUCACCGAUUGGAAUAAUGUGUUUGAUUGCUGGAAAAAUUUUGGAAAUCGAUGAUUUGGCACAUAUGGCUCGAAUGUUGGCAAUGUAUGUGAUGACAGUAUUGCUAGGACUUAUCAUUCAUGCAUUGAUCAGUUUACCAAUAUUAUUCUUCAUCUGUACCAGGAAGAAUCCAUUUACAUAUAUGCGGGGUUUACUACAAGCAUGGGUUACCGCUCUUGGAACUGCUUCAAGUUCGGCAACACUUCCCAUUACAUUUAAAUGUUUGGAAGAAAAUUUGGGAAUUGAUCGACGAGUGACUCGAUUUGUACUACCUGUUGGAGCAACUAUUAAUAUGGAUGGUACAGCAUUGUAUGAAGCAGUAGCAGCUAUUUUUAUAGCCCAAACAAAUGGUGUUGUUCUAUCAUUUGGCCAAGUUAUUACCAUUAGUUUAACAGCAACAUUAGCAUCAAUAGGCGCAGCAUCAGUACCAUCAGCUGGCUUGGUAACAAUGUUAAUCGUUUUAACAGCAGUUGGUUUACCUGUAAAGGAUGUUUCGUUAAUUGUGGCUGUUGAUUGGCUUUUGACAUCAUCGGAAAAUGUGGAAAAAGCGCAAACGUAA
Acanthocheilonema viteae is the source of this 1314-nucleotide messenger RNA. The record is from the annotation of a GenBank genome assembly. NCBI's taxonomy places the organism in Eukaryota, Metazoa, Nematoda, Chromadorea, Rhabditida, Onchocercidae.